This is a messenger RNA of Sclerotinia sclerotiorum 1980 UF-70, 747 nucleotides long. RefSeq lists its product with no specific name. The record is from RefSeq and is a predicted model, not a curated record. Bases 1 to 747 code for a protein of 248 amino acids. Gene Ontology annotation, molecular function: catalytic activity. The transcript has 3 exons. NCBI's taxonomy places the organism in Eukaryota, Fungi, Ascomycota, Leotiomycetes, Helotiales, Sclerotiniaceae.
AUGAUUUGCAAAUAUAAUAUUAUCACUGCAGGUCUGAAAGGUAUGGACCUAAUCAAAGAGGAAGUCAAUACCUUCAACCCAGGGCUCAGUAUUAUGGGUACUCCUUACUGGCUUACUAAUGCCUCCAAGAGAGCCAAACAACAAGACGGAGCAAUAGUCAUUGCAUUUGCUACACAAAAAGAAGCAGAUAUAGCUAUCCAGAAAAGGCUAUAUAUUGCAGGCAUUAGUGUUAGAGUAGAAAGAUUCUAUCCAUCUACUCCUUCAUCCCAAUGUAACAGAUGCCAGGGAUUCGGCCAUAACGAAUCAUACUGCAAAAAACCUCCAGCUUGCGGACUUUGCAGUAAUAAUCAUGCUACAGUCGGUCAUUUCUUCAUUCAAGAACCCUGGAUCCUCUCGAAUCCUGAGAAAGACUUCUCCUCAACCAGAUCUAUUGCCCACUCCAGCUUCUCUCAACUCCUCCCAAAUAAUCCUUCGAACCUGCGUCCCCGAACUAUGAUCUACAUUUCAAAAGGAUUCAAACCGCUAGUAGCCCUAGCUCCCAACUCCCCUAAUGAUCCAGAUAUUCAAAUCAUUAAUAUCACUCAAGGAAAACAUACAAUACAACUCAUCAAUAUCUACAAUGAAGCGGACCAAGCCAAAGAAAAAGGCCACACCAUCGAAAGAUGCCUUUACAAUACCCCUCUUACUCAUCACACCAUCCUCGUAGGAGAUUUCAACUCCCAUCACCCUUGGUGGGACCCUGUGUGA